Molecule: messenger RNA, 1995 nt
Organism: Bubalus bubalis (water buffalo)
Lineage: Eukaryota; Metazoa; Chordata; Mammalia; Artiodactyla; Bovidae
Product: armadillo repeat containing X-linked 6
Exons: 4
Coding region: 479-1384 (301 amino acids)
Cellular component (GO): mitochondrion
Source: RefSeq, a predicted model, not a curated record
AGCUCACUGGUGACGCGGUCGUCACAUGACCAGAGCUGCCUGGAGCAGAAGUACUGCUAGUCGCCUCCGUCUGGGUACCAGCCCCCUAUAUCACUCUGCAGGCGCGUGAAGGAGAAGGAGAGUGGCCACGGGCGUUGCAGGUUUGUAGAUCUGUUGGCCAGUAGGUUGCCAGGGAAAGUCGCGGCGAGGGAAGGACCAAAGUGCCUUGGGACCGUGCAGGUCGGUGUGAAGACUGUCCAUCAAUCACUGUGGAAGGACCAUUGACCACAGAAGACAAGAAGAAGGAAAUUUACCUGGCUUUGGUAGAGGUUGGUAGAUUCAUCACAGGAGAGCCUCAGGAGCCUGGAAUAGGCUGAAGCUGUCUCCCCUCCACCAUCACUCACCCUGGCCUUAAGAACCCCCUUCUUUCAGGUGAAACAAGACCCUCUCCUGUUCUGUCCUACCCCACCCCCCCACCCCCAGCUGAACAGAUCUGAACAUGGGCCGGGCUCGGGAAGUGGGUUGGAUGGCCGCAGGACUGAUGAUUGGGGCUGGUGCCUGCUACUGCGUUUACAAACUAACCAUAGGAAGAGAUGACAGUGAGAAGUCGGAGGAGGAGGAAGAGGAAUGGGAUGAUGAGCGGGAACUGGAUGACGAGGAGCGCGAGAUUUGGUUUGAUUUGACAACUAUGGCACGGCCCUGGAGUGAGGAUGGGGACUGGACUGAACCUGGAGCACCCGGUGGUGCUGAGGACAGACCUUCAGGUGGGGGCAAAGCCAGUCGAACAUACCUGGUAAAACAGCGCCCGUUCCCUUAUGAACACAAAAAUACUUGGAGUGCUCAGACGUUUAAAAAUUUCUGUUGUGCUCUUGGCCUCUCCAAAGGCCCUUUCAUUCAGGGAAAAAUGUUGUUAGCUGAGCCCAAGGAUGCCGGUUUUUCAUUUAGCUAUGAUAUCAACAGUCAUUUGGCCAGCCUCUCCAUUGCUGGAAACACAAUCCCGACUCCCGACCCUGCUGUUGAGGAGGGAAAGGCUUUGUGUGUCCCAGAUAACUUGAAUGCCAGUGUUGAAAAUCAGGGCCAGAUGAAGAUGUGCAUCAGCCAAGUGUGUCGGGAGACUGUGUCACUUUGCUGCAACUCAUUUCUGCAGCAGGCUGGAUUAAAUUUGUUAAUAAGCAUGACAGUUAUUAAUAACAUGCUUGCCCAGUCCGUUCCAGGCUUGAUGCUUCCUUUGAUACCAGAGGGAAGUGAAUGUGCUGAGGGGCAGGUUGUGAAACCCCUGACGGGUUUGUCUGAAAAGCCAGCCUUGUCGGGGGAGUUGCUGAGAGCCCAAGUGCUAUGGCCCUUCCUGCCCCUCUUUAUCAGGAACACAAACAGACAGCUUCUCUCAGAAACCCUGGCCUCUUAAGUGGCCCCUCCAGCAGGGUGGGACUGAUCCACUCCAAAACAAAGCCCAGUCAGUGGGUGAACACACACUUGUGUUCUCAAAGACUCUGCAGUGGGUGCUAUUGAAGACCCAGCCUUAGCUGGCUCAGCACAUCUCUGGGUGAAAGUUGCAUUUGCUAAAUCCAGGACCACACUCUUACUGGUCAGGCAGGGGUUCCCACAGAGCUUUGAGUAACCUCUUGGUUUUUCAGUCUGCAGGCAAUGUGCAUUGUAAAUUGCUCCCUUGCAGCCUUCUUCCUGUGGUAAAGGGGUCCCUUCAGCUGCCAGCUGUGGUUAAAGAACAACAUGUUCCAGCCUCACUGGGGAUGCCUGGCCUGUGGUGGUCUCUGUGUCUAAGCUGGACCAUGUUGGGGAGACCAGACCCAUAUGGGGGCUUGUGCCAAAAACGUAUCAGUUGCUGCUUAGACGGGAUUCUUUCCAUUUACUCUCUUUUCUUCGCGAGCCUAUGAACGAUACCUAUUGAGCAAAAAAGUACACCCCUCUUCUAUGUGCUGUACUGACUUAACCUUGUCCACCAAGUCUGCAUUUUUAUGUAUCAUCAAUAAAGCUGUGUGCUUUAACUGGCAAAAAUGA